UUUAUAAUUAAUUAUUCCAGAAUCAAAAUAUAUUUCCAAUACUUUAUAUGGGCUACCCCAUGAUCCCUGUGAUCAAUUAUAAUCCUCUGCAACAUCAGCCGCAACAAUAUUGGCGACGUCAGCCACAGAACAAUGGGCGACGUCAGCCACAGAACAAUGGGCGACGUCAGCCAGUGGACGAAUGGCGACGUCAACCAAAGGACGCUCGGCGACGUCAGCCACAGAAUAAUCGGCGACGUCAGCCAGUGGACGAACGGCGACGUCAACCGCAGGACGAUCGGCGACGUCAGCCACAAAACAAUCGGCAACGCCAGCCAGUGGACGAACGGCGACGUCAACCGCAGGACGAUCGGUGACGUCAGCCACAAAACAAUCGGCAACGUCAGCCAGUGGACGAACGGCGACGUCGGCAGGAAGAAGAUCGUCAACGGCAAGAGGAAGAGGACCGCCAACGUCGUCAAGAAGAGAAUAAAGAAAAACAAAAGAAAAAGAAACAAUUUUUCCAAUUGCGGCGUAAGCUGAAGAUGGUACAAAAAGAAAAUCCCCAAUUAUCAAAGAAAAAUGUUUGAAACGAUCAUAAUAAUAUACAGA
Messenger RNA from Teleopsis dalmanni, 591 nucleotides. Its product is annotated as RNA-binding protein 12B-like. Lineage: Eukaryota; Metazoa; Arthropoda; Insecta; Diptera; Diopsidae. Bases 48 to 356 code for a protein of 102 amino acids. The transcript is spliced from 3 exons. The record is from RefSeq and is a predicted model, not a curated record.